AUGCCUCAGAAAUCCUUCCGAAGCAUUGGCAUGGCGAUUCAUGUCGCACAGGAUCUGGGGUUGCAUUUACCUGCGACAAUUGAAUCUAUCAAUGACUCACGGGAGCGGGACCUUGCGUGUCGGGUUUGGAAUGGAUGUAUUAUCAUGGACAGGAUUGCUUCCAUGACUUUUGGCUGCGCACCUAAAGUUCCCCAAGCUGUUGCAAAACAAGGGCUGGAUACUUUGGUGCUGCACUCAAUGGAAUUCGGUGGCACUGGCAAUACGACUCUACCCUCGAAGGCCAAGUUUUACAUAUCAUUCUGUCGACUACAUCAUAUCAUAGGAGACGUGUUGGAAACCUUCUAUAACUCUAGUGAUUCCAAAGCCGACCCUGAUUCAAGCAGAGAUCUCACUAGCGUGAAGUUGAGCUCACCAUCAUCCUUCGAAAAAUUCACGAGCCUGUUUAGAAUCGAGUCGGACCUGUGCAAUUGGACCGAAAGUCUUCACUUGUAUUUCCGAAUGUCAUCAGAUCUUGAAGAUCCGACGCCGACAAAGCAGAUCACACGUCAAGCAAACGUUUUGCGCGCCCGAUAUCUUUCUGUCCGGCUCCUCCUUUUUAGGCCGUUCCUAUCACAGGUGCACCGUCCAAAGAUAGACAAUGCUCCUGGUGUCAAUUUGUACUCGGAAGACCAAAUCGUUGGAAGUGUGGUGUUUGAGUGCCAAAUUCAAUGUGUCAAAGCUGCUGAGGUUAUGAUAGAUUUCAUUAUCAGAAAUUUACCAGAGCAGACGCAAGCAGAUAUAUUACCAUCAAACUGGUACACUGUCUCAUAUAUAUACAUGGCGGUAACUAUUCUGCUUGCAGCGCAAAUUUCCCCACAGAUAGUGGAACAUUUUUCUCUUGCUCGCUUGAAGAACCUUUUGCAGAAUGCUUGUGAAAUUCUGAAAGAGUAUGAAAAGAACACUGCAUUGGCUUCGAGAUGCAGCUCCGUUCUCAAGUUGGUCCAAGAAAAUAUUGAUAUGCGCGGCUCUGGAACAGACUACGCUGCCGGAGAAGGUUCGCAAGACGCAAUGAACCAGGACAAUACAAUGAUUCAAGGCGCAGCCAUGGAAGGGCAAGAGUCUCAGAAUAAUCUAGAAAACUUGGCUUGGCUCGAGAAUUAUGCUUUUGAUUGGAACGAUUGGCCUUUGUUUUUUGCACAGCUGGACGAAGAAACCAGUCCAGCCGAAAGAUGGGGAAUGCAAGCAUAG
This is a messenger RNA of Penicillium concentricum, 1227 nucleotides long. RefSeq names its product fungal specific transcription factor domain-containing protein. Gene Ontology annotation, cellular component: nucleus. Bases 1 to 1227 code for a protein of 408 amino acids. Gene Ontology annotation, molecular function: RNA polymerase II cis-regulatory region sequence-specific DNA binding; DNA-binding transcription factor activity, RNA polymerase II-specific; zinc ion binding. The record is from RefSeq and is a predicted model, not a curated record. Lineage: Eukaryota; Fungi; Ascomycota; Eurotiomycetes; Eurotiales; Aspergillaceae. The transcript is spliced from 4 exons. Gene Ontology annotation, biological process: DNA-templated transcription; positive regulation of transcription from RNA polymerase II promoter by galactose.